Messenger RNA from Gasterosteus aculeatus aculeatus (three-spined stickleback), 2108 nucleotides. RefSeq names its product fasciculation and elongation protein zeta 2a (gene fez2a). NCBI's taxonomy places the organism in Eukaryota, Metazoa, Chordata, Actinopteri, Perciformes, Gasterosteidae. Gene Ontology annotation, cellular component: axon; cytoplasm. The record is from RefSeq and is a predicted model, not a curated record.
GGGGCUAACGGGCCGGUGCGGGGCUAUGGCUGCACCCGUCGCCUUGUUAGACGACGACAGGCCGAUUUCGGGUGUUUCCAGCUCGGUGUCCGGACGGACUGCGCCGCAACCGCAGAAAAGCCGCGUGGCCGCCGCCGCGACUGAAGCGGCCCCGCGGCUCCCCUCCGGGGAUGGCGAUGGGAUCGAGCUACCGGACAGCGGGUUCUCCUCGUGGGAAAGCCGCGCCUUCAGGUCCUCGGUGGACCGGGGGAAGGAUUUUGAAGAGAAGUUAACCGUGUGCUUCCCGAGCGUUACCGCCGACACGGAGAGCCUCGCUCGCGGUGGAGCGAUGAGCGCGGACUCGCUGCCGGAGGAAGACGAACUCUGGAAGGUUCUGACCAGUAGCUAUGGACACGUGAUGCCGGUGGAUUGGAAACUAACGUCCUCUCUCCACGUCCCCACAUUCCACCUGGAGGAGAACCCUACCGAUGUCGCGGCGGAGGUGUCGGACGAGGAGGAGCUGAGGGAGCAUCUGGACACGCACUCCAUCAUCGUCUCCAGCCUCUCAGAGGAGCCCUUCUUCACGGUAGAGCAGGUGAUCGAGGAGAUAGAGGAGAUGAUGGAGGACUCUCCUGACACGGACGCCAGGCCCGAUCUCUCCCAGUCGGACCGGUCAACGCUCUUGCUGGAUGUCCAGCGGUCCACCGGGAGCCCCGGCUACGAAUCCAGGGUGAGGACCCUCAGCGUCGCAGAGCUGAAUGAACGUCUUGAGGACAGUGAGACGAACAUCAUGAUGUUCUCGGAGGAGCUGGUGCAGCAGCUGGCUCUCAGGGACGAGCUGGGCUUCGAGAAAGAGGUGAAGAACAGCUUCAUCUCCGCGCUCAUCGAUGUCCAAAACCGACAGAAGGAGCAGCGGGAGCUGCUGAAGAAGAAGAAGAAGCUUAAAGUCGGAGCUGGGACGUCGCAGAGCUUCGCCGAGAAAACGCCGGGAUCCCGCUUCAGCAUGGAGGGAAUCUCUUCGGUCAUUCAGAACAGCUUCCGGCAUACUUUCGGAAGCGCGUGCAGGGACAGACAGUAUUUGACCACAGUCAUCCCCUAUGAGAAAAAGGGACACCCUCCGUCGCUUAAGGACCUCCAGACCCUGACCACCAUCCUCCAAGCUAUGAGAGACGACAGUGACAAGGUGCCCAGUCUCUUAACCGACUACAUUCUCAAAGUGCUCUGCCCGACGUAGACCAGAGGGACGAUGCUCAACGCUCUGCUGCCGCUCCAGAUAGUUACCAUGCCAACAAGAUGAUGAGGAAACAUUGUAUUUUUAUAGACAUUCUUAAUUUAUUCAGCUAUUUUUACAGCAAAGUUAGUUUUUUGUGUUAUUUUCCUAACUUAACUCUAUUUAUAUUUGUGCAUUGUGAUUUUGCAAACCUUGUGUGUUCCUGUGAAUUUUGAGACCCUUUUUCACUAUUUUCAAUUUUCUUGCACUGUGAAAAAGAACCUUAACCUGUUAAAGCGAAAAAUACCAAGAUUGUAUAUCCCGACAUAGAAACUCAGCUCUGCUUCUUUGUAAAAAGAUCCGAGCAACAAUGCAAAGGGCUUUGUAUUUAUCUGUAGCUCUCCACUGAGCAAAGAACACACGGGGAAUUGUAUUGAUCCCAAGGAAACUAAUAAGUAUAACAACAGCUCAUGAGGCAAGUCAGAGGGAAGGAAGGAAGAUGAUGCAUAGAAUAUAAUGUAGUAAUAUCAAAUAAAUGAGCUACCUGAACAAGUUUGCAUAAUGUAAAACCGUCGUAUUCUAUGGAAGGAAACGUUUCGGUGGUUUAGGUGAAGUAGUUUGGACUAAAAUGGUUUAGCUCGCUAACUAUGCAUUUGAGUGAAUACUGAAUUGUGUCACGUGCACUGUUUGUACUUUCGUGAUGCUGUUGGGUCUCUGAAUCAGAGACCGGAGCGUCGCCGUGCCUGCUGCACAUACUCUAUGUAUCUUUGUAUAUGUACAAACUGCCUUCACUGAAUUUUUGUACAUUAUAUAUGACUUUUUUUCAAUGAAUGUCAAAUUGCUGAACGACUUGCAGAAUCUGCAUCAUUGUUUAUUUUUUUGGAAAUAUUUACUUUCAAAUAUAUUGAUAGAAAUCAGA